Messenger RNA from Kuraishia capsulata CBS 1993, 600 nucleotides. RefSeq lists its product as uncharacterized. The coding region runs from base 1 to 600 and encodes 199 amino acids. NCBI's taxonomy places the organism in Eukaryota, Fungi, Ascomycota, Pichiomycetes, Pichiales, Pichiaceae. The transcript has a single exon. The record is from RefSeq and is a predicted model, not a curated record.
AUGUCGUGUACCUUGCAAAGGCAUUGUCCACCCCCUUUACAAUCUUCGCCCUCUUGUAUAAUUAUCAUUGAUCUUCACUUCGCCGUUGUUCAUUCAUUAGAUAUCCCGGAUUUGCAGAUCCUCACCCAGGAAUUAAUGAGGGCUGAAGAUGAGUCUGAUGGAUCAUCGUCAUCUGGAAAGUCGGAGGAGGAAUCUCCUCAAUCCCAAAAAGAGCAAUAUUCGAAUAUGCAAAAGAGUAUCCUGAGGUUGGAAGAAAAGUAUUCGAAGUUAGAAGCUGUUCUCAACCGAGUGAAUGCUCCCUUGAAUUUUGAAUUGAACACUGAAUUGAACACUGAAUUGAAACCUGGUUCGCAGGCCGGUUUGAAAGCUGAAUCGAGAGUUGAAUCAAAAGCUGAAUCGAAAUCUGAAUCAAACGAUGGUUCGGUACUUGACUGGAUCAUUUUAUUAGCAUCUUGGGUUGUUAUUUUAGCCCUUUGUGUUUGUGGUUUGUCUGUUUUUCUUUAUUGUUUUUUGUAUUUUGUGCUUUUUUUAGGUUACUGGAUGGGACUUGUCCUGGAUGUUGUCGCCCGAACGGCUCCCGAUUUCUUGAUACCACGCUAG